Messenger RNA from Aspergillus versicolor CBS 583.65, 2099 nucleotides. RefSeq names its product DUF409 domain protein. Gene Ontology annotation, biological process: GPI anchor biosynthetic process. Bases 399 to 1823 code for a protein of 474 amino acids. NCBI's taxonomy places the organism in Eukaryota, Fungi, Ascomycota, Eurotiomycetes, Eurotiales, Aspergillaceae. Gene Ontology annotation, molecular function: alpha-1,6-mannosyltransferase activity; GPI mannosyltransferase activity. The record is from RefSeq and is a predicted model, not a curated record. Gene Ontology annotation, cellular component: endoplasmic reticulum membrane; mannosyltransferase complex. The transcript has 3 exons.
CCGUCGUUUCUUCCAUCGUCCUUCUCAAGCUCCCGGGUUCCGCCAUGGUGGGGCCUGGAGUCUGCGCCCGCGAGGGUCUUACAUAAGUAAACUGUCGACUUGCGGCGGUUUUAUGCACAAAGUUAUGUAAGCGGGUUUUUAUUUAUGCUUCAUUUCCGAGCAAUCCGGUCGAUCAGCUUGGCGUCUUCCCAACUCUGGGUCCGCUUAGGCCGAUUCUUUUUCUUCACUAUCUCCAUUUUCAAAGAAGCGCGGUUCCAUUAUCCAUCAUUAACUGUCUCCAAUCAGUGCAAUCGCUGCUCCCGAGGCAGCGCUGAAGACCUUCUGCAGCCCGUGGUUGCUCCAUCAACCUUCAAGUCCUAUGACCUCCGAGAAGGACGCCCCGCGGUGUCGAUAGCACCAUGACCACAGCUUUCUCGCCAAAGCUAACAGCUUCUCGGAGCCCAUGUCUCCUUGAUCCGAACCAACCAGUCAAAAGCCUGUCAAUUGCUUUUUGGCUUUGGAAGACCCUUCUCUUUGUUGUCAUAAUCAGCUGCCCCGGGCUUGGAUAUGACACCUCCUCUAGCCUUCUUCCGUACCAAAACAACCACUCGGUUGUUGAUGUCAUAUCUUCCGUUCAGAGUAAACAAGAGUAUAUUUCGAUCCCGUUGAAGUUUCUCCGAUGGGAUUCAAUCUACUUUGUACACAUAGGACGGAUCGGCUAUGUCUUCGAGCAGGAAUGGGCAUUCAGUUAUACGUACAGUAAUCUAGUCAACUAUCUGUCCUCAUUUCUUUUCCCAUCAGAUGACUCGAACGGAGUGGCUGGGUUUGCAGUAACGGGGGUCAUAGUGUCUCAUGUUGCUCACUACCUUUCAGUCUUGGCUUUGUACCGGCUCUCUAUCAAUGUAUUCGGACACGAUAGCCAGAGGAAAAGGCUCGUUUGCUUUCUAGCAGCGGCCCUACACAUCAUUAGUCCAGCUGGCGCUUUUCUCACUGCACCCUAUAUGGAAGCUCCUUUCUCAUUCCUCAACAUCACAGGACUCUACAUCUAUUCAUCGUCCCACAUUGAUCUCGACUCAGGGAAACGGUCUCUGAGCCAUAUGAAAUUGUUGCUAUCCGGGUGCUUCUUCGCGGUAGCCACUACCGUGCGCAGCAAUGGUAUUCUCAGUGGGAUUCCCCUAGUAUUUGAUGCCCUUAUUCAUUCCUAUGAUAUUGUUUCUCGGCGUUCCUUCUGGGCGGCGGGCAUUCGCCUGUGCUUCGUUAUUCUAAGCGGCUGUAUUGUCGCCUUGGGGUUUGCUGUCCCCCAAUACUUUGCCUAUACAAAGUUUUGUAUGGACGAUAGUAUCUCACGGCCUUGGUGUCAGUCGCUUGUCCCAAGUAUAUAUGGUUGGGUCCAAGCUCAUUAUUGGGGUGUUGGUUUUCUCCGAUAUUGGACGGUUUCGAAUAUCCCGCUCUUCUUACUUGCUGCGCCCAUGUUACUAAUUCUCUUUCUAUCAUCAUUUUGGGCAAUGGGUGCGGGUACUCCAGCCCCUGCUUUUAACGUCUCUCUCAAAUCUGUUUCUGCGCCGUCUUCUAGCCCCGCCUCCAUGCUACUUACACGGCUCGCCGUAGCCCAAUUCAUCCUCACAGCAAUGGCUUUGACUAGCUAUCAUGUCCAGAUCGUCAACAGGAUUUCGUCAGGAUACCCGUUGUGGUAUUGGUACCUUGCCUGUCAGGCACUGGGGACUUCGGAACGCACUCUGCCGGCGGCCAAAAAUAACAACUAUUUCCCGGCGCUUGUACAGGUCAUGGCUAUCUAUGCACUGGUCCAGGGUGUUCUUUUCGGGUCUUUUCUUCCUCCAGCUUGAAAUACGUACAUAAUUUCCAUACAUUCAAUAAAGUAUUGACUCGGGAAGACUAUUCCAGUCAGUCUGUACUUUCGCUCCAUACCUAUACGUAUUCGAAGACCCUCGAUAUGCAUACAUGCUCCUACGGUACAUUUCCCACCGAGAAAUUGUAAUCAUGCCCGAGAAUUAUGUGAAACAUUAUACAGCAGCUGAUUAUUGUAUUCCUACGGGGGGCAUUUGUGGAGGAGUAGAGGUGACUCCGUAAGGCUGCUUUGCCCUACCUCCCGCAUUAUCCCA